UAAUUAACGUUUCCCGAAUUCCCUUUUUGGAAACUCUUAAAUGCCAAUUCUUUUCCCUCCUUAGAAUCACAAACUCUACCGGGCCGGGGUUUCUCUGUUUCUGUUCAUCUCUUUUCUCCUAACUUUCCAUUGCUGCAAAGCUAUGGAUAAGCGUCGCAGAAAGCAAGCCAAGACCAGUAGUUGUUACUCUGAGGAGGUGAGCAGUAUAGAGUGGGAGUUCAUAAAGAUGUCGGAACAAGAAGAAGAUCUCAUCUGUAGAAUGUAUAAGCUUGUUGGCGACAGGUGGGCUCUGAUCGCCGGUCGGAUUCCCGGCCGGAAAGCGGAAGAAAUAGAGCGGUUUUGGAUAAUGAGACAUGAAGAAGUGUUCGCCAGUAAAAGAAGAGAGCUGAAGAGACAUAAUUCCUAAAGCUUUCCUUUUAUGUCACUAGGCUAGAGAUUUUCAAAUUUUUUUCCCCUUUAAUUUUCCUAUGUAUGCGACGAGGUAAGGUAGUUGUAACUUAUCCUAUUUGGCUAAUUUAAUGCGACUUUUUUUUUUUUUUUUUUUUUUUCUGAGCACUAAUUUAUUGUGACUCACCUUUUCAUUUGUCUUCCUCUUUUGUCUGUAUUUGUUUUUUUCCCCUUUCCAAGGCAGUGUAAGUUGUAUAACUUGUCCUUUGGCUGAUAUAUCUGUGCCUAACUUUUCUCUC
Molecule: messenger RNA, 686 nt
Organism: Alnus glutinosa
Lineage: Eukaryota; Viridiplantae; Streptophyta; Magnoliopsida; Fagales; Betulaceae
Product: transcription factor CPC
Exons: 3
Coding region: 143-406 (87 amino acids)
Biological process (GO): cell differentiation
Cellular component (GO): nucleus
Molecular function (GO): transcription cis-regulatory region binding
Source: RefSeq, a predicted model, not a curated record